Molecule: messenger RNA, 1271 nt
Organism: Salvia miltiorrhiza (redroot sage)
Lineage: Eukaryota; Viridiplantae; Streptophyta; Magnoliopsida; Lamiales; Lamiaceae
Product: syntaxin-112-like
Exons: 2
Coding region: 276-1127 (283 amino acids)
Biological process (GO): exocytosis; intracellular protein transport; vesicle fusion
Cellular component (GO): SNARE complex; plasma membrane; endomembrane system
Molecular function (GO): SNARE binding; SNAP receptor activity
Source: RefSeq, a predicted model, not a curated record
AAUUCCAACGGAACGCACCGCCCUUGCCUUUGAACUCUCUUCUCUCAGAUUGCGAUUCCAGUUCUCUUCUCUUCGAAAAGGUUGUUCAUCUAAUUCCUCAUUCUUGAUACAAACUGCAAAGUAUUCUUCUUUUUCUCGCACUCUGUUUUUGGUUGGUAUCAUCAUCGUCUACUCUCUUCCUUGAUUUGGAUAUAAUCGUUACAGGCUGAUCUUGAAGAAAUUGCGUCCAACAAAUAAUAUUUUCUUGUCCAGUUUCAUCUCUGUGAAGCGGGAAGAUGAAUGACCUAAUGACGAAGUCGUUUCUAAGUUAUGUGGAUCUGAAGAAACAAGCGAUGAAGGAUGUAGAAAGAGAUGUGGAGAUGGGGCAACUCGAGCCUUCACACGAAAUGAACCUUUCUAAAUUCUUGGAAGAAGCAGGCGCAGUGAAGGCCGAGAUGGAAGAAAUCACCAACCUCCUCCUCCAUCUUCAACACCUCCACGACGAGACCAAAUCCGCGCAAAGCUCCAAAAUCCUCCGAGGCCUGACGGAUCAGAUCAACUCCGACAUGGUCACAGUCCUUAGAAAAGCCAAAACCAUCAAAUCACGCCUUGAAUCCCUCGACAAGUCCAACGUGGCUAAUCGCAGCCUCUCUGCAGACUACAGAGAGGGCGGCCACGUGGAUCGUACAAGAACCGGUGUGACUCAUGGGUUGAGGAUCAAGCUCAAGGAGAUGAUGAACGAUUUUCAGUGUUUGAGGGAGAAAAUCGUGCAAGAGCAUAAACAGGGGGUUGAAUCGAGUGAUGGGAUGGUUGAGAGGGCGACCUCGGAUGGCCGGGUUGUGGUGUUUGAUGGGAAGGGGGAGUUGUUUGAGGAGAAUCGGCAGAGGGACGAAGCGGUCAAGGACUUGCAGAGGAGCUUGGUUGAGCUGCAUCAAGUUUUUCUUGAUAUGGCUGUGAUGGUUGAUGCUCAGGCUGAUAAUUUGAAUAAUAUUGAGCAGAAUGUGGUGAGCGCUGCCUCGGAUGUACGGGGCGGGGCCAAGGAGCUCGAUCGUGCUAGCCAGAUGAAGAAGAGGAGGACUUGUGCCUGCUGGAUUGGAGUGGUGCUGCUGGUCUUGAUGUUGGUGUGCCUCAUUGCCAUUUUCUUCUGAUUUUAAAGAAUCACUGCAAUUUGUUUGAUGAUUUCUUUUCAUCAUUCCAUAGUGUUGUGUUUAUGUUGGAUUUUUAUUCUUUUUCUUCAACUAUGUAAUCACUCAUCUUUUCUAUUGAAUACAACUUCGAGAAUUUUGAGUGCA